CUCCAACAUCCUCCUCUCGGGCGUCGCCCUCGCCGCCACCGCCCUCGCCGACGGCAAGGCCAUCGUCUCCGCCAUGAACACCAUCAAGGCCGACACCGUCGACCUCGGCAACCACGCCGCCGCCUUCAGGGGCGACAUCCUCGGCGUCCUGCCCAUCGCCAUCGGCUCCCUCCACCUCCUCGACGACAUCAAAAAGGGAACCAAGACGGCCUCGUCCUCCCAGCCCCUCACCACCCCCGAGGCCCUCGAGCUCGCCGGCGCCACCGGCGACCUCGCCAAGGAGGUCAACAAGACCCUCACCGCCAUCAUCGCCGCCAAACCAAAGUUCGACAAGCUCCUCGUCGUCAGCCCCAUCAUCCUCCUCAACCUCGAGCAGCAGCAAAAGGCCACAAAGGACUUUUCCGCCAAGGUCGUCGAAAAGGUCCCCAAGGAACUCCAGGCCAUUGCUCAGGGCCUCAUCAAGCCCAUCGACGACGGCUUCACCCAGGCCAUCGGCAAGUACAAGCUCUUCUAAAAGCGACCGAGCGACCGAGCCACCAGCGCGUGGCCCUCGGGCCCGAUUCUGUGUGUAUGACUUUUUUAUAUAUGCUCGGUGCCCACGCGCGUGGCGGGCGGGGACCUGGUGUGUGUCAUGUACAUGGACGACGAUGCCUGACACGGCGUGGGCGGCGGCUUUUAUAUGACUCGUAAAGCUGCCCUGCAAGCGAGCGAGCGAGCAAGACUUCCUGUACAUAUUUGUCCAGACGACAAA
Purpureocillium takamizusanense is the source of this 751-nucleotide messenger RNA. RefSeq lists its product as uncharacterized. Lineage: Eukaryota; Fungi; Ascomycota; Sordariomycetes; Hypocreales; Ophiocordycipitaceae. The record is from RefSeq and is a predicted model, not a curated record. The transcript has a single exon. The coding region runs from base 74 to 514 and encodes 146 amino acids. Gene Ontology annotation, cellular component: extracellular region.